UUGGGAUCUCUGAGAGUGUCUUUUUUUCUGUCGAUUACGUUGAAAUGCUAAAAAUUGAUGGGGAUGCUCUUUCUAUAUCCGAAGACGGAAAUGGCCUAGUCUGUUCGUUUGGGAGUAAAUUUUUUGGUUGGGACUGUCUUUUUCAGUGCAUGCGGUCUGAUGAUGAUGGAAGUUGUAGAGAUGAGACAGGUGUGCUAUUGUUUGUUUUAAUGUUGCAGUGCCUGUAGUUGUGGCAUAUCGAUUUUUGUUGUUUGGUAGUGUACUGAAACUAGCCCAUGUUGUGAUUGAUUUGAGUCGUUGAGAUUGCAUGUAGUGAGGAUGAAACUCUGAGGCAUUUCGAGGAAUGCCAUUGACAUUAAGUAAACUUAGAAGAGCUAGUGAACAUGUGUUGAUUGAUCCAUACAUGGGUUGGUGGUGGCUGUCCUGCAUGUGGUGUGUGGUGUUUGUGUACAUUGUCUCUAACCAUUUGGUUGACAAAGUGGUGUUUUAGUGUAAACGUUGCCAUCACUUUGUGUAUGAAUAAGACAAAUUUAGUUUCAAACUUAGUGUAUCAAUGACUGUCUUGUUAAUGGUUUUUAUAUUAACUUAGACAUUUGCUUUGUUUUGAUUUAUUGUAAACGUUUGGGGUUUGAAAUGCUCUGAGAGCAUUUUACUCAGAGAUGUUAAUUAAUGUGCUUUAAUGUUUACAUUCUCUAGAUGUGAAUGAUUUAGAUACAAUAUGCAACUAUUUGCCUAUAUUUAUCAUAUACAUAGACUAAAUUGUUUUGACACUUGAUUACAGUAGCAGUGGAACACAGAUGAUUAACAGCUAAGAAUGCUUGCACAAAAUUGUUAUACAAUAUAUGACAUUUUCCAAUCACGAUUAUUUUCUGUAGACGCGUUUCCUCAAGAAUAGGAGACUUGCAACUGUAGCAGAUUAUUGUUACUCUUGGUGUUGUCUGCACAUGAAAAAAUAAGUGAUGAAAAGUGUGUCGAAUAUUGAAGUCCUGAGGAGAGCCAACAUGAUUGGGAUAGAGUGUGCAUGCUUGCUGGUGAAAUGCAAUUAAUGAAAGUGGUGUGGUCACUGAAAGGUGGCAUAGGCUGUCUGAACGGAUACUCUAUGGUCAACUGCUGAAUGCACUUAGAGGAGCUAUUGGGCCAAAUGUUACAUCUAGAGACAUGAUCUGAUGUCAUCUGCAGAAUAUGAGCAUCAAUCAAUCCAACUGGAAACAAUAAUUAGGCCAGACCAACUAAUCUUUAUGCUCAGAUAUCUGGACAUGAAACCUGGACCGACCAUUGAACUGAAAGAAAGUGCCAAAACCUACUACUAUUGGCUGACUCAUGACCAAGAAAGCAGAAUCUAAAAGAUUUAAAAAAAUUUCUUUGUGGUGGAGAAAUGAGUCUGAAGAAGUUGACUCACUGCCAAUUCGACAUCAACAAACGCUGAAAAUCUACUGUCUCUAUAUUUGUCAGAGUGUACCGGUAUAUGUCAUGGCUGCUGAACUUGUUGGAUCUUCCACUGACUUGGAUACAACGGGAACUUGACAGCAUUACGACUAAACAUCUGAAAACUUGGAGUGGUCUUGCAAAGAAAAGCAACAUUGUCCAAGGAACAAUCGGGUCUCCAAGUUCCUCAAGUUUAGUCAAGAUUCAAGAGUUUAACUAGUUGCAAACUGCAUCAUCUUUGACAUCAACUGAUUCUGUUGCUGCAUGAACACUUGGCUGAGGCUGACGUCCAGUAUCAACUUCAGUUACAGGAGAAGAAGUUUGUUCCUGCUUCUGUAGCACCUAACCUAUCUGCAAACGAAAUAACGAAGUUUGUGCAACAAUUAACUGAAACUCACCACCACAAAACACUGAAAUCCAAAACUCUUCAAGGCUCUCUAUAUCAAGCAAGAUAAAAUGGGCAGAUGGGAUAAUUGUCAAUACAAAGAAAUGCAUUGAACUUUAUGGAAGUAAUUGAUCACAAGAAAUCUGUCUAUCUGGAUUAAUGACCAAUUGCGUAACCAGGCCAUGCCAUAUUCAAAGAUUUUACACUGUGGUAUUAUCCUCUGCCUUAGGUAACAAACGCAUGGCAUGCACAUCCUCAUUCCCUCAACAUCUCGUUUCUAGCUCUGAAAUUCCUGAAUCUCUGCGUUUAUGAAUAAACCAGGCGACUCGACACAGGAUUCCGCAUGUCAAACAACAAAUUGAUUGUCGCGCUUAUUGUAACUGUCGGUGGUUCAUUGCUAUCGUAUGUUUUCUGUUUGGUUUAUGCGAGUGGUUGUGCGACGAUGACGUGACGUCAGUAGAACAUCAAGUGGGUUGAGCUACGCAGGUGCGAGAUGCGCGAACUACACCAGCGGGUGUUGGUGUAUCACUCAAGUUUGACUGCUUGCUCCGCCUUUCAAGGCCACGUCUGUGCUCAGUGAGUCAUUCCGUGAGUGUGUGGAUGCUGACUCCGGUCGGCGUAUGUCAUUCCAGCAAUCGCACGAGUCGAAGUUCAUUCGUUGCUCGGCAGUUGUUGCGACGCGCGUGCACAGGAGGGAGCUCUCAGAAUCUCAGUGUUGAAAACCAGUCAGCGGAGCCGCUCGAAUUAGCCAUCCAGAUUCGACAUCAUGGCACGACACGCGAACACCAACUUAGUCGACAGUCUCUUGACAGCCGCGAGUCGAGGCAAAGACCAGGAGGUUCGACGCUUGCUGAAUCAAGGGGCGCCGUUCGGCCGCGACUGGCUCGGACGCAGUCCCCUGCAUCUUGCCGCCGCUGGUGGACACGUGGAGGUGAUCAAGACGCUGAUUGCUGGCGGCUGUGAGGUCAACAUUAGAGACCAGGUUAGCUGCACUCCGCUGCAUCGGGCGGCUGUGGGCGAAUUUAGUAUUGCGGCCGUGAAGGCACUUUUGGCGGGUGGAGCGAAGGUGGACCUCCAGGAUGAGCAUGGUAGUACUGCUCUCCAUGAGUCCGCCUGGUCGGGCAACUACAGAGUUGUGAGAAUCCUCCUAAAGGCGAAGUGUAAUAUCAACAUUCGAAAUCAGGUCGGGUUUACUGCAUUGCAGUUGGCCGCUCAGAAUGGCCACGUUCGAGCCUUGCAGAUACUGAUCGAGGCGUGUGCUGAUCUCCAGGCGCAGAACGAUUAUGGUGACACAGCCCUGCACAUUGCCACUCGUUAUGGCCAUUUGGAUAUUGCUCGGCGACUCAUCAAUGCUGGCUCUAGUCUCAACAUUGUCAACAAGGAUGGAUAUGGUCCGAUCCACUUGGCUGCUCAAGUGGGCAAGCUGCAUAUUGCGGAGGCACUAAUUGAUGGAGGUUGUAAUGUCCUUGCAAGAACAGAUGCUGGUCUGACUGCUGCCAUUCUUGCUAAACAGUACAGAAACAAAGAGUGCUGGCAGUUGCUUACCAGAGCCAUGCAGGUUUUUCAUGAGGAUGGGCAGCUCGUGCAGUCGGUUGUUCCACCUUCGGCGGCCGCUUUGGAGUAUACUGAGUAUGGAUAUCCUGCUCACAUGAGGCACAGACACAGAAGUGAUGACUCCGACUUUCAUCAGAAUAGCAGACUGAAGAGUCGACAUCAUCGUGCCAGUUCGGCCGAGCGCGAGAGUAAGGAGUUUCUACGGGAGAGAUUCUCGCCCGAUGAGACCGGCCUGUUGAAGCUCAACUAUCCAUUACUGCCGUACUACAUGAAUGGAGCGACGAGCGACAGCGAAGACAGCAUAAUGUUCUAUAAGCAGGAAGAGGCACAUCGGAUGUACUCAAGAACGUUGUCGGAGAGACGAGCAGAGAUAUACAGUGAAGAGGAUUUGGGUUCGACGACGUCUGCUAGCAGUAUUGGCACGGACUCUGUUGGUUUUUUGGCUAAGGGAAGCUGUGCAGUUGUGGACACACCCAAUCGCCAUGUAAGUCCGAGUAACAGGAGACAGAGUCCGAGUAACAGGAGACAGAGCCCGAGUCCUGCUAAUCGAAGGCAAAGUCCAGCCACUAGACAGAGUCCAACAACGAGACAAAGUCCAGUCAUCAAAAUGCAGAGUCCAGCAGUUGCAGGCGAUGUUGAAGCAGUUCGACCACCGGUUAUAAUAAGGAAGGCCGAGGAAAAGAAAAGCUCAUCAUUUCGACAACCUCCGUCCUACAAUCAAGCCGUACAGCAACGUAGAGUUCAGGCCCAAGUCCAUGUGGCUCCCGCUACUUCAACUAGUUCUGAGCAUCCUCAGAAGAUUCGAGUUCAUCAUCCGUUUUUGGGACGAAACAAGCCACAAAAUCCAUUCAAGAAGCCUCCCAAUCUUUUCUUUGUCUCAUUUGAAGAUCCAGAACCUGUGGAAGACGCGUGUCGCUUGUCAGACAUCGGUGGUAGACCGUACAUACCUCCUAGGGCAGCCAUGUAUCUUGCACAAAGACCAUCUGCACGACUACCAGUUACUCAGGAGUCGACUAACAAUAAAUCGGAAGAAGACAAGAGUGAGCCGGAGAAAGUUGGUGAGAGCGAAGAGAACAAUGAUAACAAGGAUAACAAGGAUAACAAGGAUAACAAGGAUAUUCUUGAAAGUGAAGAGUCAACUGUGGAGAAGUCAAAUUCUCCUAAAGUCGGUUGUCUCAAACAGAAAUGUGACAGGAAUGUCACUCCACCGGCCCUUCCUCAACAGAAACGAGUCGCCUUUGAGAAGAGAGUCGUGUUUGACAUUCCCUCGUGUGAAUCUCCAUCUGAGGUUGGAGGAGAAACUACAGAAGACGCCGAUGAAAAGAGAAGACUCGGUGAUGGAGCUCAGUGUAGUGAAAACGUGGAGGAAUCGUGUGAUGGCUUAAAGGACGAAGAUGUGUUUGAAACCGAUUUGGAAGUAUUGCCCAACGGGAAGGUUCGAGCCAUGGAUAAUCAAGUAGUCAAACCAAAGCUGCGAAUGAGACACAGCAGCAUGCCUGAGUCACAACAGAGUCUCGCCCAGAAGUCGAGCAGGUUUUCCUCUCUCAAGGCUCUAAAACGGUUUGUUCUGUCGCGACAUAGCAAGUCGGCAUUGAAGAAGAAAGUGAAUGAAUCGGCAGUGAUUUCACUCAAGCCGCAGAAGGUCAUAACCGGCGGCAGCGCCGUACAGUCUACCACCACAUUACAGCGCAGCAAUUCCUUUCGAGGCAUGAAGCAAUCCGGAUCUGGAUCUGGGUCUCCUGUAUAUGAUGUUGUAGGGGAUACACCACCACUACAACGAGGUGGACGACAUAAUUCCGAGGUCUUGUCUUCUCGUCCGUCACUUGGAAGUUUCAUACGAGGUCUUCCUGAAAAGUUUCGCGGACGUGCCGUCGGAGCCGACAACUACUCUCCAUCGGCAGACAGUUCUACGAAUGAUGAAUGCAGUCCUGUGCAUCUUGGAGCGUCUCACUCCAGUCUGGGGUCUUCAGAAUCCAGCGAGUCCAAGCCAAGGCCGAUGUCCCCCGAAGAGUGCAGCAUCGAUCUCGAUCGUAAACGCGAGUCUCUCGUGUCCGGUGAAGAUGGAGCAGAGUCGGUGGAGUCACCGGGUGAAGCAGACUCUGCAUACCAACAAUCACAGACCAAUGGCAUUGUCAAUGGCUCAAGUGUUCCCGAACAACGUGUCGGAUUGAAGACGACAGUUCGAUUGGCCUCGUUGGAGCAGAAGUUUCAACACAAAUUGCAAGCCGUAGAAAGAGAAUGUGAAGCACGAGCGACAGCAAAGGAAGUCCAAUUGCAUGCCAAAAUCAGAGAACUGGAAGAGCAACUGAUAGCAAGUAACUGGUAAACUCCUCUAUAGUAAUACAGAGUUGUGUUCAAUAUUUUAUAUUGUAUGAUACGAACUGCUCAAGAGGCAAACUAUGUAGGCAGGGACCAAGGUUGACUGUCAGACAGCUGAGAGCUGCUAAAUAGAGAUAUGGUGUUGACAACUGUACAGUAGAUAUUAAAUCGGAGAAAUAUCAUAUGAGUUAUGGCUUGAA
Molecule: messenger RNA, 5883 nt
Organism: Corticium candelabrum
Lineage: Eukaryota; Metazoa; Porifera; Homoscleromorpha; Homosclerophorida; Plakinidae
Exons: 21
Coding region: 2577-5690 (1037 amino acids)
Cellular component (GO): nucleus
Molecular function (GO): protein binding
Source: RefSeq, a predicted model, not a curated record